This is a messenger RNA of Ahaetulla prasina, 3565 nucleotides long. RefSeq names its product ubiquitin conjugating enzyme E2 Z (gene UBE2Z). Gene Ontology annotation, cellular component: nucleus. The transcript is spliced from 7 exons. Gene Ontology annotation, molecular function: ubiquitin conjugating enzyme activity; cysteine-type endopeptidase inhibitor activity. Bases 86 to 1195 code for a protein of 369 amino acids. Gene Ontology annotation, biological process: negative regulation of apoptotic process. NCBI's taxonomy places the organism in Eukaryota, Metazoa, Chordata, Lepidosauria, Squamata, Colubridae. The record is from RefSeq and is a predicted model, not a curated record.
AUAGUGGGUGGAGCAUCGUGAUCCGCUCUGCCCACCUCUGUCGAUGGUGUGGGAAGUCCCGGAAGCAUAGCAGGGACUGUUGGCGAUGAUGGCGGAGAGUCCGGCUGCUGAGGAGAUCGCUUCGGCCGCGGUACUGGCCGCCCCGACAGGCGGAGGGCCCGGAGCCGGAGCCGGUGGCGGAGGCACGGGCGUCUUCCUACCAGCCGAGCUCUGGGCGGUAGCGGGCUUGGGUUCGGCAGGAGGAGGAGGAGGCGGAGGAGGAGGAUCUGGAGCGGGAUCCGGAGUCGGUUCUGCAGGAUCCCCAGUGCCUGGGAUUCCCCCUGCCGCCGCCGCUGCCGCCGCCGCCGCCGGAGUGCUCCUUUCACACUCGGCCUUCUGGGACCCCACGACUAGUGGUGAUUGGGACGGAGAGAGACCGAGCGCUGCCUGCCUGCUCCGCAUUAAACGGGAUAUUAUGUCAAUUUAUAAGGAACCACCUCCUGGAAUGUUUGUCGUACCUGAUCCUCAUGAUAUGACCAAGAUUCAUGCGUUGAUCACAGGCCCCUUUGACACGCCUUACGAAGGGGGUUUCUUCUUGUUCCUGUUUCGCUGUCCUCCAGAUUAUCCUAUCCAUCCGCCACGGGUCAAACUGAUGACAACUGGGAAUAAUACAGUGAGGUUUAACCCUAACUUCUACCGAAAUGGGAAAGUCUGCCUCAGUAUUCUAGGCACAUGGACUGGUCCAGCCUGGAGUCCUGCACAAAGUAUUUCUUCGGUACUUAUAUCUAUACAGUCUUUAAUGACUGAGAAUCCCUAUCACAAUGAACCUGGCUUUGAACAGGAAAGGCAUCCAGGAGACAGUAAAAAUUACAAUGAGUGCAUUCGACAUGAAACUAUCCGCAUCGCUGUAUGUGACAUGCUGGAAGGGAAAUGCCCUUGUCCAGAACCUUUACGUGGAGUUAUGGAGAAGUCCUUCAUGGAAUAUUAUGAUUUUUAUGAGGGGGUAUGCAAAGAGAGGCUUCACCUCCAAGGACAGUCCAUACAGGAUCCCUUUGGAGAGAAGCGAGGACACUUUGACUACCAGUCCCUUUUAGUACGUUUGCAAGGAAUCCGCCUGAAGGUUCAGGAGAAGCACCAGCAGGAGAAUCCAGAAAUAGACUCAGAAAGCAGCUCUUCCGAAACAGAAACAGACACUCAGGGGAGCAUUAAGAUUUAGAUGCCUCCCACCUGAUUAUUUGGGAAUCCAAAACGUGAGGGUGGGAUCUUCCAACUCCAGGUCCUGUGGAGGACCCCAGAGAGACCUGAGAACUGUUUAGGUUCCAGAGUGAGCACACAAGUGGAAAAACAGCAAAACACAAGUGUUAUCUCCAUCAAGCGCUCUGGUACAUCCUGUUAAAAGAGCUAAAACCGAACUGGGCUUGUGAGAGGCUGCAUUUUAGAAAUGACCCUUCCCUCUGCUGGAGACCUCUGAGUGAAUGACAUGCAAAAAAAAAAGCAUUUUGGAAAAACCUGUAGGCAGGUUUACGUCUCCCUUUCCGCCAAUUCUCAAAGAGCAUGAGAUAAAGCAUGGCUCCUUGUUCCAUUGUCCUUGUUUCAUAAAUGUACUGCAUAUUCCUAGCACUUCCCUCCCAGCUUGUUUCUACACCUUGAUGGGCUCCCAGUAAUUGAGUCUGUUAAAGCACUUUUUGACUAUUUGUACAUUGCAUUCUAUUUCUUCAGAUCUGGUGCACUGUAGCUUCCCGAUUGGUUUGAUGUUGCCUGUCUUAAAGACAGACCAAAGAGGAAGAAUUUCUGCUGAAACUGGGCUUCGUGUUUUGUUUUGUUUUGUAGUUUCCACAGCUUUAUUAAAUUCUUGUUUUCCUGACUUUCACCCAAAGUCUAGGCAGGAAAGGAGUAAAACGCAACCCAGGAAAAGAAUUAAAAUCUAUGUUUUAAGCCUACUGUGCAAGUCAAUUUUCAGCUUUCCAAAGCAAACUUUACUUUACCUCAUUUUACUGACCAUUUUUGAUGGCUCUAAAGGAGAAAAAACAUCUCUCCUUUGGCAAGAUGGAUAUAAUUUUGGGGAUGGGUUAUAUAUAGUGUGGGAGAAAUAAUGAUUGCAGAACUGAAGUACAAAUAAAUGCAGUAGCACCAGCAAAUUAGCAUGUUUAUCUGAAGUAGCUUUAGCUUCCAUGCUUUAUUUUUGGGAGGCAGGGAGAACAUACCUAGGAGUUUUGUGACAGGGAAAGAAGAAAUUGUAAGCCGCCCUGAGUCUUCGGAGAAGGGCGGGGUAUAAAUGUAAACAAAACAAAAAAAAAUACAUUCAAUGUCUCUUAGAUUGUUAUGCCUGGGAAUAAAUUUUUGGAACUAUUCAGUCAAAGGAUCAGAUCUUAUUUUAAUAAGAAUUUAUUGAACCUGAAAUAUGGAGUUGCGUGGUAGUGGAUGAGUUUUUCUAUAAAAUCUAUGAUAACUCCAUUCGUCCAGAUUGCAUCUAUGAAACAGAAAAGGUUCCAGAUUUCUGAAGAUUUUUUUAAUGUAGGGAUUUUAAUUCUUUCUAGAGAAAACCCAGAAGAUUUAGCACUUUUAGAACUGGCUCUAAGCCUUUAGAAAAUUGGGAGGAAUUGAUGUUAAUUAUUGAUGCACAUUGAUCUGAAGCAGGAGCCAUUCUAUAGGAAAGACUGCAUUCAGCCAUCAGCCUAGUAAUGUACAGGGUUCCAUGCUUGCACUUGCCAUCCAUCUCACCUCUCCCUUUAAACAUGCUGUAUGUUCAUAGGCAGUAUCCUACGUACUUGUUCUUGUACUUCCUUUGGGAUAUAAGAAGGGGCAUUCUACUGCUCAAAAUACUCUGCAGCUUUGGGUAUUGGAAAAAUCAAUUACACUAAGAACAAAGUAGAAUUGUUUCUCUGUCUUUCCUCUCCCCCAAGGGAUAUGUCCAAGGGAUAUGAAUAGCUGGUGGUAUCUUGGAAAAAAACAUUGCAAUACGAGUUUACAUGUAGAUGCCUUGUAAAAGGGAAGGCCUCAAGAGGCAAAUUUUAUCAUGUUCAUUUUGAUCUCUUUAGAUACAAUCCAACAAAUCAGAUUUACUUAUUCUCUUCUCACUUCCCUCAAAAUCAAAGGGAUGUAAUUUUAAAGUCCUGCUGGAAUCAGUGAGACUUAGGCCUUAUGCACUCUGUGCCAACUGAAUAAAUUUGGCUAUUCACUAGGGCUAGAAGUGCUUCUGGAUUAGAGCACUAUGAUUUCAAGGCAUCUUAACUCCAGAUGCAUGUUGGCUGUUGGAAGUAUUGCAUACAUUUCUUUAAAACAAAACAUGAAAAAUGCCUUAUGUGAUUUUUUUUUCAUGUGGCUCGCAUGUGGGUGUAAGAAAAAACGGAAUCUGAUUUUGUAGCUGCCCAUAAUUAUCUGUCUUCUGAACGUUUCCAUUUUAAGAAGUGACAAUCCUAGAUGACUGAUCUAGACAAAUGUUAGUGACAUAAUUUUAGACCUAACAAGCUUAAGAAAAAAAAAGAAACAUGCACAAGGGUCUUCAAAUAAAGAAACCUUGUUUAUAUACAGUUGUACAUAAGGGGUGUUUUUUUUUUUUGGUGCAAUAAAGUUUGUUUUGGCAGGA